CGUCGGGCUGCGUGCCCGCGCGCGCGCGCGCGCGCGCGAGGUCCUUCCGGCUUUCGGCUCGCGGCGGGAAGAUGGCGUCGGGCAGCGGGACUAAAAACCUGGACUUCCGCAGGAAGUGGGACAAAGAUGAGUAUGAGAAGCUUGCAGAGAAACGACUCACGGAGGAAAGGGAAAAGAAAGAUGGCAAACCAGUGCAACCCGUCAAACGUGAGCUGCUCCGGCACCGUGACUACAAGGUGGACCUUGAAUCCAAACUGGGGAAGACUAUUGUUAUUACCAAAACGACGCCUCAGUCGGAGAUGGGCGGGUAUUAUUGUAACGUCUGCGAUUGUGUAGUGAAAGAUUCUAUCAAUUUCUUGGAUCAUAUCAAUGGCAAAAAACAUCAGAGGAACUUGGGUAUGUCCAUGAGGGUGGAGCGCUCCACACUGGACCAGGUGAAGAAGCGCUUUGAGGUCAACAAGAAAAAAAUGGAAGAGAAGCAGAAGGACUACGACUUUGAGGAGAGGAUGAAGGAGCUCAGAGAAGAGGUCUUUGGACGUGCACGCAAGCUUGACUCAUUUGGCAGUGACUUCUCUUUGUUGCAGGAGGAAAAGGCCAAAGCCUACAAAAAGGAAAAACAGAGGGAGAAGAAAAGGAGGGCUGAGGAAGACCUGGCGUUUGAAGAGGAUGACGAGAUGGCAGCCGUUAUGGGCUUCUCUGGGUUUGGCUCAACCAAGAAGAGCCACUGAUCAGCCACGAACUGUGCUUGGACGGUUGUCGUCUCUGCCCGGUGAUGCUUGAACACCCCUGGGGAGACUUCGCAGCGAACUUGCAUCUCGGCGUACUGGCCGGAGUGCACUCCCCGUGUGGGGCAGGCGAUGCCCUGCCAUGGCUGCCUGCAAAGGGCAGCUCGCAUUCACCUGUAUGGUAGCAAACCUGGAGAUCAAAUAAAGGACUUUAAAUUUAGCAGCUCCCUUCCCCGGUCUCCUUGAAUACUUUGGAGUAAACACAUUUUCAGGAUCUCUUCUCUGUCGGCGUAGUAUUUGUUUAGCCCCUCUUCAGUUGCCAGGAAGAGCACAGCGCCGCACGUUUCUUCCAGCGCCCCCCAGCUCCUGGGCAUGCCUGCAGCGGCCCCUUUCCCUGUUUGAGUACUGCCUGCUUCUCACUCCAUGCUGUGUUUGGCCCUGUUUGCACAAGGAACAUUCUGCUGAGUAUAUUUUUUUCUGUUAAUAAAAUGAUAAAAAUCUUG
Varanus komodoensis (Komodo dragon) is the source of this 1228-nucleotide messenger RNA. RefSeq names its product zinc finger matrin-type 2 (gene ZMAT2). Bases 72 to 728 code for a protein of 218 amino acids. Lineage: Eukaryota; Metazoa; Chordata; Lepidosauria; Squamata; Varanidae. The record is from RefSeq and is a predicted model, not a curated record. The transcript has 6 exons. Gene Ontology annotation, cellular component: spliceosomal complex; U4/U6 x U5 tri-snRNP complex. Gene Ontology annotation, molecular function: zinc ion binding; nucleic acid binding. Gene Ontology annotation, biological process: mRNA splicing, via spliceosome.